AUGGCAUCGCGCCUCCUCCGACCGAUGAGGUCGCUCAUGGCCUCCCGACGUUUAUCAAAAUACGUGGUACAUGGGCAACCAAUGGUUGUGCAAGGAGUACGGAUCAAGCACGGCUCCUUUAGAAGGCGAAUGUUCCGGGUCGUGAGCAUGAGUAUUCUUGCGUACGUGUGCAUCGACUACUACGACAGAAAAGUGCUGGGAAUGCUUUCGAACGCCCUCGACGAUCUCGACGACGGCCGUGGCCAUAGUGCGCAAGACGACGACGAAGAAGAGGAUUACGUCUUCAUACCAUUUCCCCUGACGGAGCAAAAGCUCAAGCCAGAGCCAUACUCAGCACGCAGCACGGAGUGGAAAGAGUUUGUCAAGUUUGCGCAAGAUCAGAAACGGAUAGAGCAAGUUCAGGCGGACAUCGCCAGUCUGGUCUUGACGAUGCUCAAGAAACAGCGAAUCUUGACAACCCAUGUUGGCCCUGACAUGACUGUCAAAAAGGCAUGGCUCCAGGCGUUUUACCCUUUGGUUGCACCUCCCGAAUACGAGCGUUACGGAAUCAUGAUUACAUCUUAUGAAAUCGGAUGGGCCAGCAUAUCGAUGGAGUCGCCGCAAGUGAAGAAAGCCGAGAGGUUGUUCUGGCCUAAGCCUGUUGCGCUAUCGCUAUGGGCCGUCGCCACGACCCUAGCGAAGAAGAAAGCGGUGGAAGUCUCGCAGUUUUUCGGUCUUUCUAAUCUCCUCACUCCCUCGGCAUCUACGGUACAACCAGCUCAGGGAACUGGAACAACGGGAUUGCAGUCGACGGUCACUGGUGAUGUUCAGAGGAUGAUGGACCAGAUCCGGCGACAGGCAACACAACGACCGGAGGACGUGCAGGACCCUGGUGCCCUCGUAUCGGCAAGGCGCAUGAACCCCGAAGCUGCUACGCAGGACAAGGGGAUACUUACGACCACGAAACAAACACCUCCCAGCAAAGAGGCGCCCAAGACCAGUGACGAGAAGAAGGACAAGGAAUGGGCUUUGGCCCAGUUGCGGGAAUUCAUCGGCCUCAGCCCGUGGGAGAUCUUCACCAAGACGUACAGGAAGGUCUGGAAACCAAUCCGACCUGACCCACCCCGCGGCUCGAUGGCUUUUGCCGGCAUGAUCGAGUUUGAGACGAAGAAGCAUUGGUUAACAGCAUAUGUCACGGCUUGGUAUAACCCGGGGACGAGGACGUUUGACCCGAAUAACUUCACGAUUACUGUGACGAGGUUGACGAACAAGCAAGUUCACCCCUUGGUUCGUUAA
Messenger RNA from Sordaria macrospora k-hell, 1275 nucleotides. RefSeq lists its product as uncharacterized. Lineage: Eukaryota; Fungi; Ascomycota; Sordariomycetes; Sordariales; Sordariaceae. The record is from RefSeq and is a predicted model, not a curated record.